Grammomys surdaster is the source of this 3965-nucleotide messenger RNA. RefSeq names its product UBX domain protein 4 (gene Ubxn4). NCBI's taxonomy places the organism in Eukaryota, Metazoa, Chordata, Mammalia, Rodentia, Muridae. The transcript is spliced from 13 exons. Bases 322 to 1851 code for a protein of 509 amino acids. Gene Ontology annotation, molecular function: protein binding. The record is from RefSeq and is a predicted model, not a curated record.
CUUCCUGGAGUCGGAACCUGAGGCUUCGCGGGGGCGCGGGCGUACGUACGGACUUACCUAGCAGACAAGGCACCGGGGCGCGCGACCCCUGACGAGGAGUGUUGUCACGUGACACAGGGGCGUGCUUUUCUUGCCUAGCGCGCUCCUGUGCGCGUCCCCAGGGGGCGGCUGUCGGGCGUACGUGCCAGCUGGGUCCUCAGACCAGGGCCCGGACUAGCCGGUGGUUGCCGGGGCCACGAGGCCAGAGAACGAGGAGGGCGGGGUCGGCUGUGGGACCGCGACGACGACACACCGUGCGAGCGCCUGGGCCUGAGGGGAGCGAUGCUGUGGUUCCAGGGCGCCAUCCCGGCGGCCAUCGCGUCUGCUAAGAGGAGCGGCGCGGUCUUCGUGGUGUUCGUGGCAGGAGAUGAUGAGCAAUCUACACAGAUGGCAGCAAGUUGGGAAGAUGAGAAAGUGACAGAAGCAUCAUCAAACAACUUUGUUGCUAUUAAAAUUGAUACUAAGAGUGAAGCCUGUCUGCAGUUUUCACAAAUUUAUCCUGUAGUAUGCGUUCCAUCCAGUUUCUUUAUAGGAGACAGUGGCAUUCCUUUGGAAGUAAUAGCAGGGAGUGUUUCUGCAGAUGAACUUGUUACAAGGAUUCACAAAGUCCAACAGAUGCACUCAUCAAAAGGUGAAACAUCAGUGACAACAAAUGACAACCAGUCAGAAAGUUCAGUAUCUACCCCAUCUGCCUCAUUUGAACCUGACAUAUGUGAAAAUGCUGAGUCCAGAAAUACAGAGCUUUGUGAGACACCAGCUACUUCUGACACAAAGUCAGAUACUGCAACAGGUGGAGAAAAUGCAAGUCAUGACAGCCUCUCUCAGGAGCCUCAUAGAUGUUCAAACCAGAGACCAGCAGAGGACCUCACCGUCAGAGUGGAAAGCAGACUAACAAAAAAACUUGAAGAAAGGAGAGAAGAGAAGAGGAAGGAAGAAGCACAGAGAGAGAUUAAGAAGGAAAUUGAAAGGAGAAAAACUGGCAAGGAAAUGUUGGAUUAUAAAAGAAAACAAGAAGAAGAAUUAACAAAAAGAAUGUUAGAAGAAAGAAGCAGAGAAAAGGCAGAAGAUAGAGCAGCUCGAGAGCGCAUCAAGCAGCAGAUUGCACUGGAUCGUGCAGAAAGAGCUGCUCGUUUUGCAAAGACAAAGGAAGCAGAGGCUGCUAAAGCUGCUGCCUUGCUGGCCAAACAGGCAGAAGCGGAAGUCAAGAGGGAGUCUUCUACACGAGACAGAAGCACCAUUGCAAGAAUUCAGUUCCGGCUGCCUGAUGGUUCUUCGUUUACAAACCAGUUUCCUUCUGAUGCUCCUUUAGAAGAAGCAAGGCAGUUUGCUGCACAGACUGUUGGCAACACCUAUGGUAAUUUUUCACUAGCAACCAUGUUCCCCAGAAGAGAGUUCACCAGAGAAGACUACAAGAGGAAGCUGCUGGAUCUGGAGCUCGCCCCCAGUGCCUCUGUGGUGCUGCUGCCAGCAGGACGGCCAGCCACAUCCAUUGUCCACCCUUCUAGUGGAGACAUUUGGACAUUACUGGGGACGGUGCUUUAUCCAUUCUUGGCCAUAUGGAGACUAAUAAGCAAUUUUUUAUUUAGUAGUCCCCCUCCUGCACAGACUUCAGCAAGAGCCGCAUCCACAGAGCCUUCAAACUCUGCAUCAUCCAGCAAGUCAGAGAAAAGGGAGCCAGUCCGAAAAAGAGUGCUGGAAAAGCGAGGGGAAGACUUUAAAAAGGAAGGGAAGGUAUACAGACUGAGGACUCAGGAUGACGGCGGCGAAGACGAGAACAACACCUGGAAUGGGAACUCCACGCAGCAGAUGUAGUGCAGCCAGCAGUGCACAGUCACCACCGUUUCCUUAGGAUCCCACUCAGCUAGCCUGCUGCUGCUGCUGCUGCUGGAGAAGUGGGUCUGCUUUAUGUUUUCAAACCGUGUAUAGUCUUUAUUUCUGCUAAGAGUUUUUCAGUUAAGUUGUUUAACCUGAAAAAGUCAAAACAUGAAAUAGCUGGAUGCUAGGCCCUUGUGUAGGGUAACCAGCUGCUCAGCCUAAAAAAAUCCCACGGCUGCCUGCCACCACCAGUUCCUGUUCAGACUUCACAGCCCUCUAGCCCAGUGUUUCAUUUAGGAUACUUUUUGCUGCAAGAUUCUCAAGUCACACACAAUAAUUGGUAUGUCACUAAGUAGUCUGAGCCCCGAGCACUUCAGCGAGCUAAUCAGGUGAUAACUGAUGUUUAGCGUUUCUCUUUGCACUCAUCAGCCUCAAAAACAAAUCUUGUAGUUUUUGAUCUUACUUAAAUAUCAAAUAAAAAAAGUUUUCAAAAAACCAGAAUGAUCUUAUUUUUGCUGUAAGCAUCUUUUUGUUGUACAGGGCUGUAUGGAGGCCACUUUUGUCUGACUUUUUCCUUCCAGUGCUGCCCUGAAGAUGUCAGUAAAAUAACUGGCUACCUUUCUUUUGAAAAGUAAAAUGUAGAGAUUCUUUGUCCUAGGUUACUGAUGCGUAUGUUUUAUAAUCUGUUCUCAUCGAUGCCAGACAGAUGAGAAUGGCCAGUCUGCAGCGUAGAUGGCUCACUCAUACUUGUACUGAAGUUUCACAUUCAGCAGUUGCACUUGCCGGACCAAAGUCCAGUGGUGUAGGGCUAGGGUAGAGAGCAAAGACACUCCUGUUAUUCCGAAGUUUGGAAGACAGUCUCAGACUUACUGUUUGAAACAUGGGGUAUGUCUUGCUGUUAUUAGAAUGGAGAGUCGUCCCGACUGUGUGAUACACAUAGAUACAGCUGGUAGUGCUGGCUGGGAGCAGUGUGGCAGCUCGAGCUGGGCCAGCAGAACCUUUCUGAAACCGUGCCCAGGAACUUUAAGUGUUUCAUAUUUUGACACAAUAGCUUUUUCUAAGUAGUGAUCCUCACUGCAGAAAUUUAGCUAUGAAUAGACCUAAUAUUAGUUAACUAACUGGAAACAACUAAAUGCCUUCUGUGGACAUGGUUUCUGUUGAGAAAUGGUACAUACUAAUCCAGCACUUGCAUGUUUACUGAAUGCCUGCUAUGUUGGUGGAAAGAAGGCAGGACGCAUAGUUGUAGGCACAGGAUGAAUUCAGCUUUGUAAAUAAAUAGUGUGAGUAGAGGACAGUGUGUUAAUGUGUAUGUAAAGGGAAGAACACAUUAAUGAUUGUGUGUCCUUGGAGUUCUCUUACAGUCUUAAAUUCUUGCAGUCUUCUGCAUUGAUCACAUUAGUUAUACUUUAAAGAGAAGUUUUUGUCAGGCAUGGUGGCUCACACUUAAAAUCACAGCACUUGGGAAUCAGAUGCAGGUGGAUCUGUGAGUUUAAGGGCCAGCCUGGUCUACAUAGCAAGUUCAGGCGAGCCAGGGCUAGCUACAAGGUAAAAAACAACAUCAAAUGUGAGUUUUUAAGAACUUUCUAGUAACAUCUCAUUUAAGAUCCAGUCAUCUUCUAAAAACAAGCUGGGGUUGGCAUCUCAUUCCUAUAUCCAAGUACUUGGGAGGUGGAGGCAGGAGGAUCAAAAGGUCAAGAUUAUCCUCAGGUACACGUUCAAGCCCAGCCUCGGCUGAAUGAGAUCUGUCUCUACAAUAACAAGGCAAUACAUGAUUUUUAAAAAAUACUUGUCAAGUGGGUAUGAAUCCUGGAAAAAUGUUAAGUACCUCAAGUCAACUUGUCUUGAAGAAAAUCAAAUACAACUCUUAAAAUGUCCAUAAUUCAUGUGUGAAUAAGAGGAUUCCUCUUCAAUAUUUCUUUUAAAAAGUACACCUGGUUGAAAAAGCUCCAAAAUAUAAGAAAAUGGUGUCUCUGUCCUUGCAUCUUACCCCACUACCAUUACCCAGAGGUAACCUCUAAUAAUUUCUAAUGUAAUUUUCAGGAAAAUUUUAUGCAUAUAAGCAAAUAUGUAAUCUUUAUUUUUAAAUAAAUGGGAUCAUAUUGUAUGUACCA